ACUACUGUCGUACAGGUUCGAUGCCGGGCUCUUCAGCAAGAGCUGUAAGACGCAGGACAGGCACGUGGUUGGGCCCCAGCUAGUGAGGGCGCUCGGGGCAAGGACACGGCGACUAGCACAGGCGUGCCCCGACAUCGACAAGAUCGACGAGGUGACGGAGAGUGGGACGCUGACAGGUUGGAACCGUGUCUUCGAUUUCCUCCUCUCGAAGCUCGACCUGUCCAAUGUGAAUGAGAUGGGGAACUCUGCAGAGAAGUUCUUCAACACGCUCCACCGGGAGCCAGCACACGAGCGGGACCUCCUGGACGGCUCCGUGACGGAGGUCAUCGCGGGACCGCUGAGGACGUGGUGGCACUUGCGCCGCUCAAGGCUGACGCCUGUCGCGCGUGGGGAAAUCACGGCGACGGCGGGCGGCGACUAUGAUUUCGACAAGACGUACAAGGCGCUCUGCACUGGAUACCCGAUGGAGGCGGUGAAGGAAGUGGACGGGGUCCGCGAGAAGAAGGACAGGCGUGCGGGUUUCUAUGGCGAGGCGGACGAGAACGGAUACGACGGCCACGACGGCGAUGAUCGAUCGGAGCUCGCAGACAUCGUGGACCAGCUGGUGAGCUUGGCGGACGAGGAAGACGCGCUAAUGCUGGACGACGCUGAACUCCAGGACGAACCUGAGGACUGCAUCUAUGCGGAGUUCAAGCAGACUGGCCGGAACUUCAAGGUCGCGCGGGACCUCAUCCGCAGACUGAAGGUGGCAAGUGACUAUUACUCCGUCUUGCUGGGCGAGCUUGUCUUCCUCAAAGACGACGCGAACGGCAUCUGGGCGAUCCUGGACUGCGGGGCUACCCGGAACCUCAUCGGGGUCACGAUGGCGGAGUUCCUUGCCUACGACAUGAAGGAGAAGAUCGACGCCGAGUUCGACGUGGCCGAGACGACGCGAUUCUUCACAUUCGGUGAUGUCCAGUGCAAGAGCUUCAUGGGCUCCAUGGUCGGCAACAUCUUUCUGGGCAACGGACAGGAGAGGAUCGAGAUAUCCGUCAUGGACAACGACGUGCCGCUGCUGAUCGGGAUGGACACUCUGAGACCUGACCACACUAGCGCCCUGGUCGAUUGCGGGAACGGCUACCUGAUCCUGCCUAAGAUCUCGAACAACAUCUACCAGUGA
This is a messenger RNA of Prorocentrum cordatum, 1159 nucleotides long. The record is from the annotation of a GenBank genome assembly. Lineage: Eukaryota; Dinophyceae; Prorocentrales; Prorocentraceae.